Messenger RNA from Exaiptasia diaphana, 724 nucleotides. Its product is annotated as transmembrane protein 208. Gene Ontology annotation, biological process: vacuolar protein processing. Gene Ontology annotation, cellular component: intracellular membrane-bounded organelle. Lineage: Eukaryota; Metazoa; Cnidaria; Anthozoa; Actiniaria; Aiptasiidae. The record is from RefSeq and is a predicted model, not a curated record.
AGGAAAGCAGGCCACAAAGGGACAAAAACAAAUACUUGAAGAAAAUAAUAAUACUCUAGAUUUUUACUUAAAGUUAAUGAUAUUUGCUGAGGUUGCAUUCUUUGUUUUUCGGUCAARGAUAUUUAGUUUUUCUUCAAGUUGGAUAUCUUGGACAAUGUUUGUAUUUGCUACUGUUAURUAUUUUGGAUGUUACAAGUUCAUGGCCUCGAUGGCAGUCCCUACAUAUUCUGAAUCCAGAGCUUUGAUUGAUGGAGGGAUGGACUUGAAUGCUGAGUCAGGGACAUCAGAGCAUGUUAAGGAUUUAAUACUCCUCACAGCAAUUGUGCAGUUUUUGGCAAUAUUUACUGAUUACUUUUGGUUUUUCUUGCUGCUGGCACCGUUACGAGCCAUCUACUUGUUAUGGACAUACAUUUUGGGUCCCUGGUUCUUUGCUGAAGCACCUGAAGCUGAAAUAGACCCAAAYAAGCAGAAAAAGAUGGAGCGUAAAAUGAAGAGAGCUGGGAUGAUGCAGUAGAUUUGAUUGCUAACCCGGAGUGUAUUUAUUUGGAAAGUUAUGAAAUUCAAAGCUUACAGCUAUAUGCAUACGUUAUUCAUUUGAAACAGGUUGCAUAUCAUGGAUUGCUCGUGUGGAAAUGAAUAGAAACUACAACUACGGAAAGAACAUGAAAUGCGAGUGAGUUUCCAUCAAAAACUUAGUUGAGCCCCUUCAAAUACGAGGCCAAGU